AUCCUGCUUUAGAUUUGCAUUUUAAUGAUGUGAACGUCGCAUCCGUAGAUAGAGAGUUAGAAGAUCAAGAAGGCAGUGACCUUGGAUUAACAAGUCAAAGAUCACUGGGCAGUUCAGCGCCUGUCAGUAUUCCAGGUUCUCUUGUUCGUUCUUCAUCUUUGUAUUCCUCAUCAUCCCUUUCAACCUCUCCACUCAGUUCUCUUGCACAAUCGCUGUCUCAGUCUUUUGUUUCAUCCGCUACGGUUCCUCACCACCAACAGCCUCAGCCUUUGAAGACAGAACAUAGUAUGUUAGGCACCUCAGCCUCUUCUCACAACUCUCUGGGUUUAAAUGGUGUUACAGGGAGUAUUUGGGACUUUGUAACUCGGAGUUUCUCUCCAAGUCCGACCCCAGUACUAAGCAGUGGCACUGCUCCCUCAAUAAGCUUAAAUACCAGUGGUAACGAGCUAACUCGAGUUAGACAGGAACUUGAUGAUGCCAAGAAAAAACUAAAACAAUGGGAAGAAUCUUGGCAACAAGUAAAGCAGGCAUGUGAUGCGUGGCAGAAAGAAGCCCAAGAAGCAAAAGAACGUGCUAACGUAGCAGAUGCAGACAAACAACUUGCUCUUCAGAAGAAGGAGGAAGUGGAAAAUAAAUUAAAAAAACUGAAGGCACAAUUAGCUGCUUGUCUAUCUACUACAUUACCUUAUAUGGAAAACUGUGGAGAUAUAGAAAAUAUAUCCUUGCCAAAACUUCGUUCCUUGCAAAGUCGUCUGCACUUAGAUUUAGAAACAAUAGAUGAGGUCAUUUUUCAGCUUCAGUCGAAGAAGUGUAUUGUAUGUCAGGAAGAUGAUCGUAGCAUUAUCCUGAAUCCAUGUCAACAUUAUGUACUCUGUGAUCACUGUGCAGCUGCACAAGAAGAGUGUCCCUGCUGCAAGAAAAAAAAUAAAUCUGUG
This is a messenger RNA of Merops nubicus (carmine bee-eater), 935 nucleotides long. RefSeq names its product putative E3 ubiquitin-protein ligase UNKL. The annotation marks the transcript as partial. The record is from RefSeq and is a predicted model, not a curated record. NCBI's taxonomy places the organism in Eukaryota, Metazoa, Chordata, Aves, Coraciiformes, Meropidae. The transcript has 5 exons.